CAGAACAUUUUUUAUAAUAAAUUUAAGUAAUGUCAUGUGUUAUAUUUAUUCAGAGCCUCUGGGGAAUCUUAUUAUCAGGGAUUGUUCAUUGCUAAAAACGUAGCUGUUGACGCUCAUUUAGACUUGUUAAAUUUGUACAAGAAAGGAUCUUUUACGAAGGUAUUUACCUUUUGCGCCAAACUUUUAACUCGAAUUAAUGUGGUUUUGAGCUUGAUUGUAGAGUAUUGAUUUUGACUUUGCUUUCAGCAACCAGUACAUUGCGGUAAUAGUACCCUUAAAGCAGCUCAAGAUACAAUUAGGAAAAAGCAGCUCUUGAUGAGACUGGCCUUGAAUACUGCGUAUGCCGACAUGCUGUAGAACAGAAAGCUGUGAACAUGUUCAGAGGAGAGAUAUUUGGUUAUGCUCACUUUUUGCAGAAAACAUUUAUGAUAGAGCAACAUCCCCAGUUUAUGUGGUACGAUGUGAUGUGCAAGUACUGGGUGUGGUUAAAAUCUAAUGACCCAUUUCUUGCAGAACAAAUGCAACCAGCUUUAUCAGUAAUGCAUGGGAAAAUCCACAAGCUUUCCUGUCAGAUAAAAUGGGGAGGAAGGUGGCAGGUUGGAGCAGCAAUGUCUACUGGAGAGGAGGCUGAACAAGUCAAUAGUUACCUUUCACGUAUCGGUAAUGUCACCAAUUACAUGUUAAAACAAAACCGCGAAGACUACAUUACAGAAUUCGCGAUGGACUGGAACGAGCGUAAAAUUGAUCUUUUACCUGAGUCAUUAUUUAAAAGAUGGAAAAGAGCAAAAGAGAAUAUAAAGCGUUGUGAAGAUGUGACAAGAUCUUUAUCGCAGGAAAAUAACAUAGAUAUUUCGGACAGAUCACUGCAAGGUUUAAUUGAGGAGGUGAAAUGCUGGGCAGCAAGUACGAUUUCGUACAAAAACAAGCACGUCUAUGAAGAUAACAUUCAAAAGUUGUUACCCGUGUCAUAUUUGGUCAAAGGAAACGAAAAGAAUGCUUCGGUUAUUCUUGGCAAGUAUAAGCUGCUCCUUUCUAGCAUCAAGGAGAAAGACACUUCCUUCGAUGUCUCGUCGUUCAACGCAAGAGUAAAUUUGGCCAACAAAAUUAUUGAUGAAAUUGUACGUUUAAUCGAUCAAUGUAACUUUGAAAUAUCAAUGAAAGCGGCUUCUAUGAAUAAAUUAGCGAGUAAGUUUGAUAUCACAGAACGAGCAUUUUUUAAAGUAAUUAUAGCAUCAUUAACACUGAACACUACAUACAUAAAACGUCAUCAGUGCUUCAACCUUACUUUUGUCAUAGGCACCAGCAAACAAAGGAUACGGCUCCGACGUAUUUUAGACAAAGAACGAGAAAAAGUUAAAACGUUUGUCCAAGAUUAUAACUCAUUGAUAGAGACAUGCGGCAUAAACAGAGAAAAGAUAACUAGUACUGAUAACGCAAUUCGAGGGGAAGGUUAUUGUGUUAUUUAUCGUUAAAUCCCGUAAAACUCAAUAAUUCUUAGUCGUUCUGUUGUUGAUGCAUCCAUGGAGAAACGUCGCAAUGAAGAAGAAGUGACUUUAACAAUUAAAGAAAUGGCGCGAUAUAUUCAACAUUAUGUGAAUACGAAAGAUACCUUGCUAAACGAGACACAAUUAUUGGAGUCAUCUGACAGGGGUUAGGGAAAGUUAUCCUAAGAUAUAAUAACAUUUACUGCAGUGAUGAUUACGUAAAUGGUAAUGUCAAACCUUUUCUUUCUAGGUAGAGCUGAUGACA
Messenger RNA from Hydractinia symbiolongicarpus, 1749 nucleotides. RefSeq lists its product as uncharacterized. The transcript has 6 exons. NCBI's taxonomy places the organism in Eukaryota, Metazoa, Cnidaria, Hydrozoa, Anthoathecata, Hydractiniidae. The record is from RefSeq and is a predicted model, not a curated record.